Molecule: messenger RNA, 2423 nt
Organism: Pelodiscus sinensis (Chinese soft-shelled turtle)
Lineage: Eukaryota; Metazoa; Chordata; Testudines; Trionychidae
Gene: KITLG
Product: KIT ligand
Biological process (GO): cell adhesion; positive regulation of cell population proliferation
Cellular component (GO): plasma membrane
Molecular function (GO): cytokine activity; stem cell factor receptor binding
Source: RefSeq, a predicted model, not a curated record
GCUCAGAGGCUGCCGCGGCUCACUGCGCCUGCUGCUGGAGACGGAUCGGAGCUAUAAAAGAACUGGCCCGGCGCCGGCUUCGGCCUCAGUCACCGCCUCUGCUCACACGCCGCGGAGAAAUAGCGAGCAGCGCGGCUGGCGAGCCACGGGGCCGGGGAGAGAGUGACGCUCACUCUGGGCAACCCCAAUGCGUGGACUAGCUGCCGCUGCACUAUGCUGGAGCCACAGUGCCGCUGAAGGGAGAGUGCACGCGGCCGGCUGGGCUGGAUUGCAGCGCUGUCUUUCCUUAUGAAGAAGACACAAACUUGGAUUAUCACUUGCUUUUAUCUUCAGCUGCUCCUACUUAAUCCUCUUGCAAAAGCCCAAGGUCCCUGUGGGAAUCCAGUGACAGAUGAUGUGAAUGACAUUACAAAACUGGUUGGAAAUCUUCCAAAUGAUUAUAUGAUAACCCUUAGGUAUGUUCAGAAGAUGGAAACUUUGCCUAAUCACUGUUGGCUGCAUUUGAUGGUGCCUGAGUUUUUAAGGAGUCUGCAUAAUCUUCUGCAAAAAUUUUCAGAUAUGUCUGAUGUUUUAAGCAACUAUUCAAUCAUCAAUAAUCUAACAAGGAUAAUCAAUGAUAUUAUAUUAUGUCUUGAUUCUGAAAAAAAUAAGAAUUUCAUAAAAGAAAAUGGUCAUCUUUAUGAAGAAGGCAGGUUCAUUCCUGAAGAAUUCUUUAGGCGCUUUAAUAGCACCAUUGAAGUCUACAAGGAUUUUGCAAAAGCAUCAGAUCAUAGUGACUGUGUUCUGCCAUCAACAACAAAAACACCAGAGAACAAUCCAAGAGUCACUGUUACAAAGCCAUUUUUGUUACCUCCUGUUGCUGCCAGCUCCCUUAGGAAUGACAGCAGUGACAGUAAGAAAGAGAUGCUCAACUUCCCUAGCAGCCUCAGCCUGAAUGGGAUAAGCAUAGCAUUGGCGUCAUUGUUUUCUCUUCUUAUUGGCUUUACUUUGGGAGCCAUCUGUUGGAAGAAAACACAUCGCACACCCAGGCCAGAAAGUGAUGAAACAACACAGUGUAAUAACUGUCAAGAGGAUAAUGAAAUAAGUAUGUUGCAGCAAAAAGAAAAAGAGCUCCUACAAGUGUAGCUAUUGCUUUUUUCCGGCACUGUUACUGUUUCAUGUUCUGCAGGAAACAGUUCCAUGUUUUCUUCAUAAAUGAAGCAACUUUAAACAUAUUCAUAUUCCUUCUGGAGUGACAGAGUCUGCAUUGGUUGCUGCCUGGGAUCCAUACUGAUUCAAAGAGAUGAGGACAAAGUUGUGUUUGUUACUGUGAAACCAACACUGAAUUGAAGAGCUUCAAGAAGAGUAUGUUCUCAGCAGGACUAUAUUUUAUUCAGAUACCUACCUUGUGUGGAGCUGGGAGUCAUUUAACUGUAAAGACCUUACAACUGAUUCCGGCAGAGGAAGUACAUGGCCUGAACAAAAGACAUCUUACAAAUGCCUUCAGAUACAUGUAAUCUUUCAAAGUCAUAAGGACAUUUGUAUUCUUAAUUUACAUCCUGUGUCCUCUUGUUUACCCUGAUGCCUACAAACGGAGUUCUCUGAAUUGAAAAAAAAUGCAGAAAUGGAAUCAGAAACAUAUUCUUCAGUAUUGUGUAUAAAACUUGCAAGUAAGGUGGCACAGUGGACCAGCGUGCUAGCCUUUUGCUUCUAAGGAACUGGUUUCAUUUCUAGCAAAGGUCACAAUGUAAAGUGAGAUGUAGUCUCUGCCUUGUGCCAGGAGAAUGUAUUUCCACCUCAGAAAACCUCCAAAGAACUUGGCAUAGCUGGUGGUCUCCAAUUAAGAGAAGCAAAUAAUGGAUCAAAAAGAAGUAAAGCAGAGGUGACAGCAGAAGGAUGGAGCCCUGACAGCAUUAGGAGAAACUGCUGAAUGUGUGAAGGCUCCAAUUAAAAUUCUUGCUAUGGAAAGGGGAGAAAAAGCAAAGAGUUUGAAUUGCAUUCAACAUCUGGAAUAACACAAACUCAUGAAAUCUUUACAAAAUAUUGAUGUGUGCCACUGAUUCCUUGGCUUUAUGUAAAAUGUAGGAAAAGUGGAAGUUACUGAGAGAGAACUUAUUAAUUACUGCUGACAUACAGUAAAAGCUAUUUGCAUUGUGUGUUAAAUGACUAAUUAUUUUAAUCUGAUAUUCUACAUUUUUAAAGAUUAACUCUAAUCGAGGGAUGAAAGCUUUAUUUCCAGUUGUCUUCAGCAUCUGCUGCUGUUAUAAAAUACCUGGAACACAGAAAUAAGACUGAUAAUAAAUUAAGACAGGCAUACAUUUUAAAGGAGACAUUAAAAAUUCCAUACUAGAAUCUUCAAUUUAUGCAUCCCAGUUGUACAAGCUCUUUCCAGAAAAUGAAUACGACUUAUUUUAAUGUCUAUUUCAGAAGGAGGGAUGUUUCAC